GAGCGUCUGGAGCGAGCUGAAGGCGUUCGACGAGACGACCAAGAGCAUGGGCUUCGCGUGGGUCUGCACCUACAUCUGCGUCGUCUCCCUCAUCAUCCUCAACAUGCUGCUCGCCAUCGUCAUGGACAGCUACGCGAGCCGGCAGGAGCUAGUGGAGAAGCACGGGAGCGAGGACCUGAUCCAUCAGGUGUACAACGAGGCGCAGGACGCGUGGGAGCGGCUGCAAGGACGGUCGACCCUCAAGGAUCUACUGCAGGCGCUGAAAGAGGCGGAGAAGGAGGGAAGCUACUGGGACUUGAAGGAGGAGCUGACGGCAGAGGACAUGGUGGAGCUGAUGAUCAAGUCGAAGCGGAGGAGGGGGAGCCGGCGGGGGAGCUGGAUUCAGCAGGUGACUCCGUUGGAGCCGGAGGAAGGACAAGAGAUGAAGAAAGAAGACAAACAGCACGUCAAGGUCGCGAUCGAACGAGCUCUUCGCCGCUUCAUGGAUUCGAAUGGAAAGGCGAAGCAUUGACGCUGAGGUUGAUACAAAGAUGCUUGCGUGGUCAAAGCAGGCCUUUGCGGCUUCCUUUCAUGGUUGCCCCUGUGAAAGGAAGGAUAGACUAUGUACAAGUUUUGGCAGCUGCGACUCAAAAUUUUGAUUGUGGUCGAUCAGUCUGUGUAUGCUAAUGUGACAUCAUCUCCUAUUCAAGGAGCGGGCAAAAUGAUGAUUGAAGUCAAGACGAAUCAGC
Messenger RNA from Guillardia theta CCMP2712, 728 nucleotides. RefSeq lists its product as hypothetical. NCBI's taxonomy places the organism in Eukaryota, Cryptophyceae, Pyrenomonadales, Geminigeraceae. The record is from RefSeq and is a predicted model, not a curated record. Bases 122 to 511 code for a protein of 129 amino acids. The transcript has a single exon.